AUGAAAGUCAAGUACCAAGGUAAUGCACGGGUGAAAUGGGCUCAAUUACAACACCUUCGAAGAGAGUUCGAGACCUUGGAAAUGAAGACGGGGGAAUCGGUGACCGAUUAUUUUGGACGGGUAAUGAUUGUGUCCAAUGAUAUGCGGAACUGUAGUGAAGAAAUGGAUGACGUGAAGAUUGUAGAGAAGAUCUUGAGAACUCUCACAGAUAAAUUUAAUUUUGUUGUCUGUUCUAUUGAAGAAUCAAAGGACAUCGACCAACUAACGGUCGAUGAAUUGCAGAGUUCUUUACGGGUACAUGAACACAAGUUGAAAAGACGAGGCGGUGAAGAACAAGUCCUUAAAGUGGAGUCUCAUUCGAAUUAUGGCAGAGGCAGAGGUCGAGGCUGA
Molecule: messenger RNA, 390 nt
Organism: Cynara cardunculus var. scolymus (artichoke)
Lineage: Eukaryota; Viridiplantae; Streptophyta; Magnoliopsida; Asterales; Asteraceae
Exons: 1
Coding region: 1-390 (129 amino acids)
Source: RefSeq, a predicted model, not a curated record